This is a messenger RNA of Chara braunii, 3853 nucleotides long. Lineage: Eukaryota; Viridiplantae; Streptophyta; Charophyceae; Charales; Characeae. The record is from the annotation of a GenBank genome assembly.
CUGGGCAGAGAGAGAGAGCGAGAGGGAAGAUGCACAUCGAUGAGGUGGACGAUGACAUUUCUGCGGAGGGGCGCAAGAGACCUAGACAGACGACCAUCGACGAGGUGUAUGAUGGCGACGCUCAACAGUGGACGAGGAACACGUUUUUGGAGUGGGUGUAUGACGGGGGGAUCCCGUUUCAUGCUUUCCGGAGGAGCUCUUGGAGGAGACACCGCAAGGCAGUGGCUGAGUUGCCACGUGGAGUACGGAUGGUGUAUCCUAGUCAUAAGGAGAUUGGGGGGAAGGGGGUUAUUGAGAAGCGCGAUGAGGUCGCUACCAGGCUCGCGCAUGUCCGAGCAUCGUUCGAGGCGAUUGGGGCCACCAUCUUGACAGAUGGCAGGAGGUCCAGAGAUUUGCGGCCCAUCAUUAACUUCCUUGCCACUGACAAGCAUGACGCGCUUCUCUAUACCACCGUGCGUCGAGAUGCUUUCGUUCUUGAGACGGGAGAGAUAGUGUUGAGGAGAUGGAAGACCAUUUUUAGGACCUUCCCUCCUAGUCAUUUGUUGGCGAUCUGCACGGACUCUGCGUCCAACUACACGUUGGCCGCAAAGCUCCAUGCAAAGGACGCUGACCCGGAGCUGCGUCGUAUCACGUGGCUCCCAUGCGCCAUCCACGUCUGCAACUUGAUGUUGUCAAACAUAGGGACCCGGGUAGAUUGCAUUUCCUCGGCCAUUCUUCGUGGAAGGGCCUUGGUGCGGUUUAUCAAGAUGCAUGGCGCUGCUCUUCACCUUUUCAGGUCGAAGAGCAAGCGCAAAUUCCUUGUUCAGCCUGUGGAGACGAGAUUCACGUCUGUGUUUAUGAUGCUCCUUUGCCUAAAGGAGCGCAGAGACGCGCUUGAGUCGAUGCUGCACGAUGAGGCGUGGGACAACAUUCCCUGGGAACCUCGAUUGGUCGACCAGGCGGUGUGGGUGCGCCAGACUAUCCGCGAUGGAUUGUUUUGGCGGGAUGUGGAGUAUGGCAUUCUGGUGAUGACUCCAAUCCACCAGUUGCUCAGGAGGCUCGAUAGGGGCGGGCAGGUCCUCGCCGGUCGCCAGCAUAUGCUGGAGCCGGUGCACGCCGCGGCGCAUCUCCUCAACCCUCGUAGGCGUUAUCUUCGGUACUACGAUGCGAGGGUGAGGACAGAAGAGGAUUUGGAGGUCGUGCAGGAUUGCGACAACUUCUUCCUUGCCCAGAUGGGGGGAGAUCGGGCAGGUGCUCGGUACUUGCGCACGCGUGAGCAAAUGAGACUGUUUCACGCACGUAUGGGUCCUAUGUUGACCGACCCUGCCACGAGGGACGCAGAGGCGCAGACAUGCAGAGGGGACGACGAGACACCGAGGUGUGCUGCUUGGUGGCAAAAACACGGAGGCGCAUACCCCGAUCUUCAGGAGAUUGCAGCACGGGUGCUGCACAUGUGGACGUCCGCCUCUCCCGCAGAGAGGAACUGGGCGGAACAUGAGCGCGUGUGCACGGCUAGGCGUAAUAGGUUAGAGUUCACGAAGGUCGCUCAGCUGAUUGAGAUUGCCACCAAUCUCAAACUGUUGGAGUGUUCCGAGUCAUCUACCGAUUACGUUCUUCCGUGGGGACACUUGGAUGCCCUGGAUGAGGUAGAGGAGGUGUUUGGUGCGAGAGCCGCGGUUCUCCUCCCGUACGAGGCGGAGGUGCCGGAGGAGGAGGUUGUGGAUGACGCGGCUCGGCCUGCGGCCGACGAUGCCAUUGAUGGAGAUGAGGAAUGGACCGACCCCGAGGAGAUGGCAUGUCGUGCAGACAAGACGCUAGAGAGAGUCUACUUUGCACAGGGAGGACAUAGCAGCACAGCACGACCUCAUACCACGCUCAUCAGAGCAGACGAUGAYCCKCCGCGCGRCACAUCUGACACACAUCAUGGCACCGGACGUGGCGCGGGCACGAGGGGYACCGRAGGUGCCACACARCCGAGGAGGGUGUUUGGUGUUGACARCACYGAYGAUGASCAGGCAGUGGAGGAUGAGCAGGCAGCAGGGAUGYCGGYGCCUGAGAUGGGGAGARACGYUCAGCCUCGUAGACGGUCGGAGAGGCUGGUUGGCCRUGACARCACAGCCCCGCAGACAMAGACCGGUUGUUCGCARCACCUAGAGGAGAUASAGUGCGACACGGUGGAGGGUGAGCAGUCUGAGCAGCGCACUCCUAUUCACACACACACAUCACAUGACAUGCCUUCGGACUUGCGGACGAGGGACUUCAUGGUGGGUGGGGAGGGCACGUYCGGAUUCGGCAUUGGCAGACRUCARCACGUUCGAGUGGGAGACAUGGCGGACUACUGUCCCCGUGACAYGCCGAGGGAGGAGACYGAGGCAGAGCGUGACGCRCGCAUUGACGYCGAGGAGGAGAGUCGUUUGUCUCRGAUGCARUGGGCGGGGAGGGUGGCUUUUCUGGCGGAGGCGGAGCGCAGGAGACGGYUGGARACCAUUGGUSCAGGUGGYGAUGWCGACARCGCARAGGGUUUGAUUGGACCGGAUGCUGCCCUGCARCCUUCGGGUGGGGGCCGUGCUGAUGAUCCACUUGUGUCUUCAUCGCCUWSUGCUACGACACACCAUGCCACUCUCUCGCCAUCCYCGACCGUUACGRGAYAURCUGAURUUCCAUGUGUGUCAGCARCGCCUCCUGUACCAUGCGGGUYGCCUGCARGUGGUUCAGGCRCGAUGGACUCGGAGUCGGAURUUGUGCAUGACRUURUACUGGGACUUAUGGCACCUGCAGGUGCGGAGGUAGAGCARGUGUUACCUGGACACGAGGAGGAGAGGGCRGGACAGGAGGAGGACGCRAUGGGACACGAGGAGGAGGAGAGGGYGGGACGUUCGGUCUCGRACACGCWGGUCGUAGCUGGAGAYGAGGAGGAGAGRGCGGGACAGGAGGAGGACGCGAUGGGACACGRGGAGGAGGAGAGGGCRGGACGUUCGGUCUYGGACACGCAGGUCGUAGCUGGAGACGAGGAGGAGAGGGCGGGACACGAGGAGGAGAGGUCGGGACGUUUWGUCKCGGACACGCAGGUGGUAGCUKGACACGAGGAGGAGAGGUCAGGACGUUCAGUCYCGGCCACGCCUAGCGCACAGACAGUUGCGCGGCGUCCGACACCAGGGAGUGUUGUUGGGAGAGGACACUUGCCUGCCUCUAUGGCACCUUCACGGMAGGAUAUCCGGCAGUCUGACCACCGUCCUUGGUCGAGUGUGCGAAGAGUGGAUGGGAAGYUUAGGASAGAGGUUGYUGGAGCUGAGGCACGACGCCGAGARGAGAGACAGAGGGUAGAGAGAGAGGCACAAGAGAGAGCCAUGGCAGAGAGAGAGGGAGAGGAGGGAGGACGGGCCGAGGGUGAUAGCGGGGGUAGUGGUGGCCGACCCGAUAUAGGCACUGCGUGUCGCAUUUUGGGAGUGGGACUUCCGAGGAGGAUGAGAGAUCUCCGCAUACCAGCCGCCCCAAAGGUCGGAAUGCAGAGCGGGGCGUACACCUCUGGCGAGGAGGCUUUGCCUAUGCGCGUGGGGGAGAGACGUCAUGAGUCAUUGGCGGAGAUAGGUGCUCGUAUAGCAGCCCACGAGGCGGAGAUUGCGACGUUGAGAGAGGCUUCGGCAUUGGCGAGUCUUGCGGACACUACGGGAGACGUCGACGUAGACACCGAGGAGUCGUCUAUUGACGUGGCGAGGCGGAGAGAGAGAGAGAGGAGAGCGGCUUCUUCGACACGAUCGACCGUGCAUGGUCCUCGAUCGGCGGGCCGCGGUGGCGGUCGUGGUGCCGGCCAGUUCUAGGGACGAGUGGGCUUGCUCUGCUGUAUGCAUGUUUAGAGUUUACUUCAUUGUCAUUA